Messenger RNA from Iphiclides podalirius (scarce swallowtail), 3267 nucleotides. The record is from the annotation of a GenBank genome assembly. NCBI's taxonomy places the organism in Eukaryota, Metazoa, Arthropoda, Insecta, Lepidoptera, Papilionidae.
AUGGCGGUGACAACAAAGAGACAAGCACCUGAUAAAUUUACACGACAGGGUAUGAGUAUAGGGGAAGAAGGGCAGAAGCACCCACAUGUGAUCUUCGAGGCGCGCACGAAGACGAACAAGGGCUGCGCCAACAAGCUGGAGUCCCGGCCGAAGAACAGGCGCAACAAGCGCGUGUCCUUCGUCGAGGAGGCGAUCGCUGACGACCCUAGAAACGCGGGUGUGCCAAAAACGUCGAAGGAGGAUCACGCAUGGCGGUGGUGGCAGAACGCCGGGCUGCGGGCACUCAACAGGCGCAGGAGGGAUGUCCGCGAGGUCACCAAGUACAUAGAGACAGCCCUGAUCAUAGACAAGUCUAUGUUCGACAGCCGCAACGGCAGCACCCGCUCCGAAGUUGUCCACGAUGCGAUACAAGUUGCCAACAUAGCCGACCUGUACUUCCGAACGCUGAACACGCGCGUCUCCCUGGUGUACAUCGAGUCCUGGCAGAGCGCUGACCAAGCGGACAUAGACAGGAAGCAGGACAUCACCCGCGCCAUACAGAAGCUCAGCGACUAUACAGCCAGAAAGCUGUUCAACCAAGACAGGGACACCACACAAAUGCUCACGGGGUUGACUUUCCCGGGCGGCGAGUCGGGUAUCUCUGUACCGGACACGAUUUGCACAACGAAUUCAGUGGGCAUCUCCGUAGACACCAAUUCGUACGAGCCGCACCUUCUGGCCGGCACAAUGGCGCACAUGAUAGGCCACAACAUUGGGAUGGGCCACGACGAUGGGCGCGAGCAGUGCUUCUGCCGCGACUGGCACGGCUGCAUAAUGGCGCAGUCCAUUGUCGGCUUGGAGAACGUGCAGCCCUACAAGUUCUCGGAGUGCUCCAAGAACGACUACAUCAACGAACUGCGCAACGGCAAGAGAAUCUGCCUCAUGAACAAGCCCAACCAAGUGGUGGUCGUGCACCGCCACUGCGGCAACGGGCGCGUGGACGACGGCGAGGAGUGCGACUGCGGCACCAUCGCGGAGUGCAACGAGGGCAGCCCCUGCUGCGACCCGUACACUUGCCGGCUGACCAAGGAGGCGCAGUGCUCGUCGGGCGAAUGCUGCGAUAAGUGCAUGCUGAAGCCGCGCGGCGUCGUGUGCCGCGAGUCGAGCAACGAGUGCGACCUGGAGGAGACGUGCACCGGCCUCUCGGGCUUCUGCCCCGAGGACUCCUACAGGAAGAACGGGGAGCCCUGCGAGGGCGGCAAGGGCGCCUGCUUCGCGGGCCACUGCCCCACGCUCUCGCUGCAGUGCGAGGCCAUCUGGGGGCCGGGCACCAUCGGCGCGGACAUGCAGUGCUUCGAGCAGUUCAACUCCAAGGGGGCGGUGACCGGCCACUGCGGGAAGGACACCGGCGGCCACUACCGCAAGUGUGAGAUGCAGCACGUGAAAUGCGGCUCGCUGCAGUGCCAGCUCGGCAACCGCUACCCGGUGGUGCCCGGCAUGGAUGAGUACUACACGAGGACGGUAAUCACCAUCAAGGGGAACGAGUACGAGUGCAAAGCGACGACCGGCCUGCCGGAGCACUCGGACAUUGGGCCCCUGGGGCUGGUGCGCGAUGGAACCUCGUGCGGAGACAACCUCGUCUGCGUCAACCAGACCUGCACGAGCGUGUACCAGUUCAUCGACAACACCAAGUGUCCCACGGACCACAACAAUUACGAGUGCUCCGGCAGAGGGGUUUGCUCCAACUUGAACACGUGCGUGUGCCACCGAGGCUGGACGGGGCCGGACUGCUCCCAGCUGGACCCGCUGCCCCCCUCCCCCACCACAUACGUGCCGGAGAACACCACUAAGACCGCCUACAACAUGACCAAGAAGGAAACGCCCUAUGAGAACUACCACGGCUCGAACACGGUAUUCCUCGUGGCGGUGCUCAUGUCUGUGGUAGGGGGGGUAUUCAUAGUAUUUGCCCUGAGCGCUCUCUGCUACAGGUCAGUCGUAGUACACAAAAACUUCUCCCUGUGCCUAAGGAAGAAGAGCACGCUGCCGAAAUACGAUCCGCCGUACGCGAAGAAGCCCAUCGCCAAGAGCUAUCCGGCCGGCUCGACCACGUCGAACAACUCGCAGGAGGACGUGUCGCUCGACGGUGGCAAGAUACACGGCUUCAACAGCACCUUCAGCCGCGGUGAUUCACAGCGUGUUAUCUUCAAACAUGGGAACCACAUGGGGGCUGCCAGCAGUAGUAGAUAUCCGGAUCAUAAGCAAAUGAAACGGGUCCAUUCGGGCAGCGAGGACGAGCCAACUCAUUCAGGCGAGGAAGACAUCGCGUUCAUCGACGUAGCACCGAACGCCAUGGCCAAGCUGCCGGAGAAGGGGAUACUGAAGAAGCACGGCUACGGCGCUGUGGACGGCAAGGACAAGUGGGCCGAUGACUCCCAGUCGGAGCAGCUCGAGGCCGGGUCCCAGUCCGAUGGCCAGGAGGCGACGGGAGCGGUCGCAGACAUGGAGUACAAGUUCAAGGACCUGAACGGCUACCACGAGAACAUCAUCGUGGCGCUGAAGAGCGCAGCCGCGCAGCGCGCCAGCGUCGGCGGCUCCAUCGGAUCCGGGGACCUCCGGGCCAUGCAGGAGUACGAGUACAAGCGCGAGAGGGCGCCCAGCGCGGAGAAGGUGCACGAGGCGGAGCUGAGGCGGCAGCGCGGCGAGGGCGACGAGGACGAGCCGCCCCAGUGCGGCCCCAUCAGGAUCCGCAACCUGGAGGACCUGAUCAGGCAGCUGGAGCACCACUCCAGCCGCCACAUGAGCCCCUCCGGCUCCGAGGACAUACGCAUGUCCGAGACGGAGGCGGAUCGGCACUACAGGAUCGAGCCCGGGGAGGUGCCGCCUCGUUGCCGGGGCCGCAUCGGCGAGGAGGAGUCGCGGUUCGCGUACCCGCGCUUCCGCGGCAGCACGCGGCACCACCCGGCCAUGUUCGCGGGCGGGCCGUCGCACGCGCCCCACGUGGCCCACGUGCCCCACGUCGCGCACGCGGCCCACGCCGCCCACGCCGCCCACGCGGCCCACGCGCGCCCGCCCCCCGACGAAGACGCCCUCUACGAGACAGCAGACGCGGAGCGACUGCGAGACGCACCCGAUAGCGAAAGUGAUGAAUUUAUUCAAGCUCAACAACAGUUAGCCCGGUGGGCGAGUGAGGAAGCGGUGCCGGCGGCGCGCGACUACUUCCCCUCGCCGGCCGGCAGCUCGGGCAGCGACGCGCGCCACGCGCCCGCCGCCUUCCCCGAGUACAACCAC